This is a messenger RNA of Plasmodium berghei ANKA, 1362 nucleotides long. Its product is annotated as protein CPH1, putative. The coding region runs from base 1 to 1362 and encodes 453 amino acids. The transcript has a single exon. NCBI's taxonomy places the organism in Eukaryota, Apicomplexa, Aconoidasida, Haemosporida, Plasmodiidae. The record is from RefSeq and is a predicted model, not a curated record.
AUGGAAUUUCCGAAUUAUGUCUGGUUCAACAAUAAGACAUAUCAAAUAGAGAGCAUAUACAGAAAAAAUCACACUAUCCAUUAUUAUUUAAAAAAAAAUGAUAUAGUUACAGCAUUAGCUGAAAUAAGAAAAGGAGUAUCGCCUUUUAUAAAAGAUGAAUGUAAUAGAACAUCGUUAGAUAUAGCGGUCGUAUUGUUUAUGAGGAAAUUUAAUGAAUUUAUUUUUACAUCACUUAUCAUAGAUUAUUUAUACAAGACUAAGAACAAAAAUGAAGAAGUGGAAUAUGCAUAUAAUUGUAAAGGCAUAUUGGAAAAAUAUGACAAUAAAACAGACUAUAAUGAAUAUGAUAUAUUUCAUAAAAAUGAUAACAAAGACAUGGAUAAUGUAGGGAUGAAAAAAAAUGGUAAUUGUAAAAUGACACAUGCAAAUUAUCAGGAUGCUAAUUUUAUAAAUUCCAUACUUUUGCAAAAAAAAAUAAAAUAUAAUUCCCUCAUUAUAAAGGAUUAUAAUAAUAGUGAAAAUAUAUCUAAUGAAAAAUAUAAACAAAAAAAUUUAUUUUUUUCAUUCCAAAAAAUAUUAAUUUUAAAUUUAAGUAAAAAUAUGAAAGCACAAUUAAACGAAAUUUUAAGACAAGCGAGAGCUCUUUUAUUCUUUAUUAAAACCCUAAGCAAAAAUAUUAUAUUAAAAAAAUCUGCAAAAAAUGUAAUUAAAGAAGAAAUUGAAAAGUUACCUUUCCCCUAUUUUUACAAUGCAGCUAUUCAUACACUUUUCAAGUUUUUUUCGCCUGAACGUGUUAAGGUAAAAAGGAAAAAACAAAAAAGCAAAAAAAUAAAUGAACAAAAAAAUCACAGUAGUGUUAGUAGUGAUAUAAGCAAUAGUAGUAGUACCAACUCCAGUGGUAAGGGUGAGCACAAUGCGAUAAAUGGAUGGGAUGUAAAAAACCCAGCAGAUUCUAGAAAAUUAAUCACUAAAAUACUCACAAACCAAUUAAUAGGGAACGAAAUUAUCAUAUUUAUAGGAACAUUUUUUUCAUAUUUUUCUAAUUUAGUUUUUAUAUUUGGAGAAAAAAUAUUUCGCACUAAUUUAAUAACAUCGCAAUAUUUACUUCAUAUGUCUUUUACUUUAGAUAAUGAAUAUUUAUUUAACGUAAUAAUUAACAGAAAUAAUGUUUUUAAUCAGGCUCAAAUAUUUGACUGGAAUAAAUUAAUCGAUUCUUUGUUACCCCAACAAGAUCUUAUGCAAGGAUAUUAUAAGCCUUUAAUUUAUGCUAAACUAAGCAAAUCUUUUUUAGAUAAAGUGAAGAAAUUUUAUCAAAAUAAAAAUAAAAAGAAAAAUAUCAAAAAAUACAAAAAGAUAAUUUAA